Coffea eugenioides is the source of this 1347-nucleotide messenger RNA. RefSeq lists its product as uncharacterized. Lineage: Eukaryota; Viridiplantae; Streptophyta; Magnoliopsida; Gentianales; Rubiaceae. Bases 1 to 1347 code for a protein of 448 amino acids. The transcript is spliced from 2 exons. The record is from RefSeq and is a predicted model, not a curated record.
AUGGUGGUUCACCUCUGCGAGAUCUUACUGUGCAGCGCCAUGAUUAAGUCACUCUUCUGGAAUGCUCGAGGGGUGGACAACACUCUUACGAUAGCUCGACUACAAAAGUUGAAAUGCAUGUGCCACAUCUCGUUGAUAGCUCUCUGUGAGCCGUUGGUGGGUCGUGAGCAUUUGGAUAUUGUACGCCGAAAACUGGGUUUCCCGUUUGGUGUUUCGAAUGUUGAAAGCAGAAUUUGGAUAUUCUUUGAUGCUGAGUACGAAUGUGACAUUGCUGUGGCCUCUCCUCAGUUUCUGGCAGUGAAGAUUACCUAUAGCUACUUCCGGUGUCCUUUUAUUACGACUUUUGUCCAUGCACCGUGUGCCCUGGAAGAACGGGAGCAGCUCUGGCAGCAGUUACUUCGGGUGAGUCAAAUGGGUGUCCUAACAAUCUUUCUAGGUGACUUUAACGUCAUUACUAGCGCAAAGGAGAAACAAGGAGGUUGGCCGUUCCGAUUUGUUGAGGUGGAGUCGUUCUUAAAUUUCACUGAGGAAGCGGCCUUAACGGAUUUGGGUUUCUCUGGCCCCAAGUUUACAUGGUGCAAUAAUCGCCGGGGGAGGGCCCGGAUAUGGAAGUGUCUGGAUCGAGCUCUAGUGAAUCAGAUGUGGUUGGACUUGGCGGUUAACACUUCAGUGACACACUUGCUUAGAGUGGCUUCGGAUCACUCUCCGUUGCUGGUCACUUGCUCCUUUGCCAUCGGCAGUGGCCCACCCAGCUUCCGGUUUCUGGAGGCGGUGAAGGAUGCGUUGCGACUGUGGAAUAAGGAGGUAUUUGGAAAUGUUUUCGAUUGCGUCCGGGAAAGGGAAGAGCGGGUCCUUUCUUUGGAAGGGUCUUUGGAGACUAACCCAAUAGAGGAGGGUGAACGUCUGCUUACCCAAGUGCAGUGUGACCUCAAGGCGGCUCUGCUGCAGGAAGCUAGAUAUUGGCGUCAAAAAACUUGUGUUCGGUGGCUCAAAGAAGGGGAUGCUAACAUUAGAUUUUUUCAUGCCCAGUUUAAGCAGCGGUGUGUGCAUAGUUAUAUACACCGUAUAAAGGAUAUGAAUGACAUAUGGGUAGACGACCGGUCCCAGAUAGAAUCCAUGGCGAUUGAGUACUUCUCUGAAAUAUUGGUGCAACAAGCACAAGUUCCAGUGGAUCAUUCCCUCCUAGACAUUAUCCCCUCGGUGGUAUCAGAGCAAGACAACGAGACUCUUCAACAAUUACCUACUGAAGACGAGAUUCAAAGAGUGGUAUUCCAGUUAAAUGGGGAUAAUUGUUCGGGCCUGAUGGGUUUACCGGCUCUUUCUUUACUACGUGUUGGGAUGUUGUGA